AAAAUAAAAAGACUUGAGAUGCCCGCCGGUGGAUGCAGCCGUUGCACUGGGAUCACAUUUCUCCGCGGAUUCCGGUGGGUGGAUGUUUCCUUCAAGUUGGUUUGGCGACUUUCCACCAAGGCGCUUGCAACUAUCUACUACUCUACUUGGAUGGACCAUGCUGAGCCUGGUUCUGAGGAUGCAAGAACCGGAAACCAGGCCAGCCCUGAAAGGGAGCUAAGGACCAGAUCUCGGCUAGGCCUUUAUGCAUGGCGAAGCUCAAGGACUCAACGGGUGUCGAGUUUGCAGCUCCCGUUGACCGACUAAGAACCACUCAUCUCCCCGGAUCCUCGUCGUAGGGCUGUUUAAGAUGCCGGCCAUGGUCAAUCGUUCGCUGCACGGACGCUGUUGUUCAACCAUUCCGGGGGAGGGUUUUAUUGCUGGCAUUUGAAGUUGUAACCGACACUUGCCGGGGAGCAUAAACUGGGGCCCGUCUGGUACCUGCCAGCUGUCUAUCUAGCUUAUCUAACAUCUCGGGUUUUCACUACUAAGCAAUUCCCGGGUUGAAGUACUC
Aspergillus welwitschiae is the source of this 553-nucleotide messenger RNA. RefSeq lists its product as uncharacterized. The coding region runs from base 19 to 306 and encodes 95 amino acids. Lineage: Eukaryota; Fungi; Ascomycota; Eurotiomycetes; Eurotiales; Aspergillaceae. The transcript has a single exon. The record is from RefSeq and is a predicted model, not a curated record.